Messenger RNA from Ostrinia furnacalis (Asian corn borer), 1947 nucleotides. RefSeq names its product sarcoplasmic calcium-binding protein (gene CBP). Gene Ontology annotation, molecular function: calcium ion binding. Lineage: Eukaryota; Metazoa; Arthropoda; Insecta; Lepidoptera; Crambidae. Bases 117 to 956 code for a protein of 279 amino acids. The transcript has 6 exons. Gene Ontology annotation, biological process: mitochondrial calcium ion homeostasis; calcium import into the mitochondrion. The record is from RefSeq and is a predicted model, not a curated record. Gene Ontology annotation, cellular component: uniplex complex.
ACAAGUUACUCGGUUUUCGUACAGUGCGGCUCCGGGCGUCAGUGUGAACGCGCGCGCCGGUGACAGUUGUUUAAAAAUCGAACUUUUUAAAUGAGACUCGUGGCAGUUAAACCAAAAUGGCGGUGUCACUAAUAAGGUUCGGAUUGAGGUCCGUAACGGCGAAUUUGGAGAGGACUGCGGCUAUUCUAUCCAGUGCUAGUGCCCGCCAACAGAUUAAGUUAAUCCACACUAAACCAGUAUGCCACAACGGCGUCUGCUACCUCCAGGAGCGGUCCAGCGAUGGUGACCUGACAGACGCCUGCAGCGCCCUUCGUCGUAGCUACAGCAAGCACCACGGCAGGCCUGAAGAAGACCGCCGGAAACGGCAGAGCGACAGCGAUAGCUCGUCAGAUUCUGACACCGAGUGCAAAGGAUUGGAUAGGUCAGACUUCUGGCGGCGCAAGAUGCGCACCGUCCACAACAUUCUGGACGUAGACAAGGACGGCUUGAUCUCUUUCAACGACUUCGUGCUCUUCGGCGAGCGGUUCAAGGCGUUAGGACAUCUGGACGAGCAGCAGGCUAAGGAGUUCAGUGAUAUUAUUAAGAUGACAUGGGAGGAGCAGUGGGGCGCCAUAGACCCGUACAACUACGUCACGGUGGAGCAGUACUUGGAGGACAUGCAUCAUGUGCUGAAUGACAAGACGCUGAAGAAGAAGGCGCACAGGUGGCUGCCGUACUUGUUCAAGGCGGUGGACAAGGACAAAUCAGGGUUCAUCUCGGUGAAGGAGUUCAAGCUUUUCUUCGAGUGCCUCGGGCUGGACAAUGAACACGCGGCCGUUGCUUUUGCAGUCAUAGACACUAAUGGGGACGGCAAGCUGUCUCUCAAAGAGUUCGUGAAGCUUGGCAAAGACUUCUUCUUCACGGAGGACGAGACCCGCGUGUCCAAGAUGUUCUGGGGCCCUCUCAACGAGAUUUGAAGUCAAUUUCAAGUCGAUUUCAAUGUCAAGCCACGCCCCUUGAAGCCAAUUCUGCUGCAAAUUCUUCUAUCUUCUUUCUUUUUAAAUUAACCUUUCCAAAAUUUGCUUCGUUAAUAUCAGAUUUCUAGAAGAAAGAAGAAUGACUAAGUGUUUAGUCUUUUUCCGUAUUUUUGCCAUUCUUAUUUACGGGUAUAUAAGAAUGACUAAAAUUCGUAUUUUUAUGGACGUGUUUAAAAGCGAUUUGCAAGCAUGAUUUCUAUUAGAGCACAAGUUUAUGAUGAAGCUACAAAAUCUAUAACUCAACUUGUAGACCUAUUUUUUGUACAGCUUAAUAUUCCAGGCAAAGGGAUCUCAAGGUAAACGCCAAAAUCAACGAAAGUAUCCCAUAUUGCCGCCACUGGUGCCGCUCUGGUGGCAAAAAUCCUGGUUUUUUGUGCUGUUUGUCCAUUCAUAAAUUUUAUUUCUUUACUCGUACAGAAAUCAUACUUGAGAAUCGCUAAUAAAGGGGUAAAAGUGUUAAAAUAUAGCGCUCAAUUUGAGUAUAAUAUCUUCGCAUUGAGUUUAAGAGAUAGUUUAGCAGUUUUGCCUCUUUAUAGCUUCAAUAGACUGAAGUCUAGUUGCUGAAGCAAACAAAUUGUUGCUCUUACCUAUAUGAAUUAUUUUGACUAAUUAAAAAUUGACUAAUCUUUGUUUGCAACGAUACUUUAUGACCGUUCCGUAAUAAUUAUGGUAUAAGGACCUUUUUUGAUUGACUAACUGCAGUAUCGACUGCAUUUUAUUUAUACUGUCUAAUAUGACGUGGGGAUGAGAAAGUGAAGCGUCAUGUUCGGUUUUGUUUUAUUUUCUAAAAUUUAUGUAUUUAAUGAAAAUAAAUAAAUAAAUGGCCUUGGGGGAGGCCUUUGUCCAGCAGUGGACGUCAUUUGGCUGAAAAGAAGAAGAAAUAAAUGGAAAUGCGAACAAAACAGAACAGGACAACAUCACUUUAAAAAAA